Messenger RNA from Oncorhynchus mykiss (rainbow trout), 1113 nucleotides. RefSeq names its product microfibril-associated glycoprotein 4. The record is from RefSeq and is a predicted model, not a curated record. Gene Ontology annotation, biological process: elastic fiber assembly. NCBI's taxonomy places the organism in Eukaryota, Metazoa, Chordata, Actinopteri, Salmoniformes, Salmonidae.
UUUGCUUCCCUGAUAAUAAAUCAGCCAAUCAUGAUCAACCCACCCCUUCUAAAAAGAACACAAAAAGGAUGGAUAAGAGUCACAAGCACAUUAUUUUUCUUGUCGGGCUGAAAACCAACUGGAAAAAGACAGCUAACCGUCCCAACAAUGCAUGCCCUGAGGAUUCUCCAUGUUUUGCUGCUGUCAGUAGCAGUUCAUUCUAAGGGGCUGAUGUUCCAGCCUCUGGACUGUGCUGAUAUCUACAACGACGGCUCUAAGACCAGUGGUGUCUACAGGAUGUACCCUGCUGGACCCAACUCUCCUCGAUACGUCUACUGUGAUAUGGACACCGACGGAGGGAAAUGGACUGUGUUUCAGAGGAGGAUGGAUGGAACAGUGAACUUCUACAGAGGAUGGGACCAGUACAAGAACGGCUUUGGACACGCAGCAGGAGAGUACUGGCUGGGUCUGGACACCAUCUACCUCCUGACCCUGAAAAAGAAUUACGAGUUGAGGGUGGACAUGGAGGACUUUGACGGACAGAAAGCCUACGCUUUCUACUCCUCCUUCGCCAUCUCUCCCAAAGUCACAGAUCCUGAACUGGAUGGCUACAAACUCCAGGUUACUGGCUUUAAAGACGGAGGAGCAGGGGACUCUCUCACCUAUCACAGCGGUAUGAAGUUCUCCACCUUCGACCGAGACCAGGAAAUCAACUGUGCAGUCAACGCGGUCGGAGGUUACUGGUACAACGAGUGUUACUUCUCAAACCCAAACGGUCUUUAUACAUGGGGAUUGAACUCACAGAUUGGAGUCAACUGGAGGGGAUGGAAGACCUUCUACUCUGUGAAAGCCAUAUCCAUGAAGAUUAGGCCUGUGAACCUGUGAAGGUCCUUCACAAAGUCCUUUAGUUAAAACAUGGUUAUAUGAACUGCAGAAUAAUGGCUGGAACAGAGCGAAUGGAAUGGCAUCAAACACAUGGCAUUAAAACGUAAACCACUUUUGAUGCAUUUGAUACUACUCCAGCUAUUACGCUACAUACAGUCAGUACCACGAGCCCGUCCUCCGCAAUUACGGUGCCAUCAACCUCCUGUGCCUCUCACUCACCUGUGGUUCGGAAUAAAUUGACCACCCCAU